Durio zibethinus is the source of this 1672-nucleotide messenger RNA. RefSeq names its product putative clathrin assembly protein At4g32285. NCBI's taxonomy places the organism in Eukaryota, Viridiplantae, Streptophyta, Magnoliopsida, Malvales, Malvaceae. Gene Ontology annotation, cellular component: clathrin-coated vesicle; clathrin-coated pit. Gene Ontology annotation, molecular function: 1-phosphatidylinositol binding; clathrin heavy chain binding; SNARE binding. Gene Ontology annotation, biological process: clathrin-dependent endocytosis; vesicle budding from membrane; clathrin coat assembly. The record is from RefSeq and is a predicted model, not a curated record.
UUCUUGAAGUUGUAGCUUAGUUUCGGUUAUACCAAAGCGAACCUAACUGUAAAUCUUGCUACCCUUUUUUUAGCAUAAUAGCAAGCCUUUUAAAUGACCAAUUCCUUCCCUCAAGUUUGUGCAAUUCGAUCACAAAACAAAAGGUCUCGAGGGGUCUCCUGGAAACCAUGAAUAGGCGGUUCAGGCAAGUUUUCACUGCUCUAAGAGAGCACAGCUGUGUAAGCUAUGCUAAAAUAGCCACGAUUGGAGGGUUUUGCAAUGUUGACCUCAUAAUUGUAAAGGCAACAGCCCCGGAUGAUUUGCCACUGUCUGACAAAUAUGUACAUCAGCUCUUGAAGAUAUUCUCCAUUUCUCCAUCUUGUUACCGUUCCUUUUCACUUAGCUUCGCUCGCCGUUUCGGAAAGACUAGAAGCUGGCGAGUUGCACUAAAAUGCUUACUCCUUCUACAUCGACUGCUUAGAUCAUUGCCUGAAGAUAGCCCCAUUCGAUCAGAAUUGCUAUGGAAUCGAUCAAAUGGUUUGAUCUCUCUAUAUCCUUGUCGUUUCCAGGAUGCUUCCUCCUCCAAUCCUGAGAGUUACACCACGUUUAUCAGAUCAUAUGCACAUUUACUAGAUGAAGCUCUAGGUUGCUUCAUGUUAGAUGAUCAAGUAUUUUCCAAUGAAGACUUGGAAAUGCCUGAAAGUUUACCAGAAAAAAUGAAAGAAAUGGGAAGGAUGCUUGAGAUUUUGCCACAGCUUCAGAGCCUAAUUGAUCGAGUUAUGGAUUGUAGACCAACUGCGAAUGCGGCCAGGAGCAUUUUGAUCCAGUCAGCAAUGAAAUACAUCAUUCGGGACAGCUUCAUUUAUUACUCCAUUUUUAGAAGGGAUGUUGUUUUGGUAUUGGACAAUCUCUUUCAAAUGCCAUACAGGAGUUGCAUAGCAGCUUUUAGGAUAUACAAGAAAGCAGCCCUGCAAGCAAACCAGCUGUGGGAGUUUUAUGACUGGUGUAGACUUAUGGGAUUCUGUGGGUGUUAUGAAUACCCCUUUGUGGAUCGGAUUCCACAGAUACAAAUUCAGGCUCUUGAGACUUUCAUCAAUGGAAUGUGGCAGCUAACUGAGUCAUCAUCACCCACCACAUCACCAUCAUCACCAUUCAUGGAUUCCAGGUCGAGUUCAACAGAAGAUGACAGAGACAAACAGGUGGUUGUUGUCAGUACUCUGAAAGAGAAAUUUGAGCGCAGUUAUUUUCCUGAAAAGUUCGAUAAAGAUGAGGAGAGGGAACCCUUGAUUCUGCUCGAUGAUAGUGAAAACGAUAGCUGGGAGGAUCUAUUUGAGGCUUCAGUGAAUCUCUCUUGUGUUCAGAGAAACAACCUGCUUUUAUACAACAAGGGAUUCAACUAUAGCAAUGAAAGUGAGAAGGAUGAAUGGAAGAUACAAGUGUACAAUCCUAAUGCAUCCAAUCCCUUCUAUCAGCCUUCCAGCAUGCCAAUUUGUUAUGCACAAUAUGCAAGCAGUGACCCAAAAUAUCCAUGGGGACUUUGAUGCACACCAGCCCUUCCAUUUUUAAAAAUUGAGUUGCUUGCAACCAAUAUCAGUUUUAAGCUUUGAUUUCCUUGGUUAAUUUAAAAUAAGGUCAAUCAUUUUUCAGGCCUCAUAUUUGUAGAUAGAUUUUCCUUUUUGGAGUUUUGUUCAGA